Xenopus laevis (African clawed frog) is the source of this 4208-nucleotide messenger RNA. It is a transcript of the gene npr1.S, whose product is annotated as natriuretic peptide receptor 1 S homeolog. Gene Ontology annotation, cellular component: plasma membrane; membrane. Gene Ontology annotation, biological process: receptor guanylyl cyclase signaling pathway; cGMP biosynthetic process; cyclic nucleotide biosynthetic process. The record is from RefSeq and is marked provisional. NCBI's taxonomy places the organism in Eukaryota, Metazoa, Chordata, Amphibia, Anura, Pipidae. Gene Ontology annotation, molecular function: peptide receptor activity; phosphorus-oxygen lyase activity; ATP binding.
ACAUACAAACAGGAUUAAGACUCAGCGCCUGGAUAUGUCCCGCUAGUGGCCGGCUGUCAGCUCCCUGCGAGACACACCUCACCUUUCUGCCAGUUUAAGGGGGAGGCUUCACUAGUCCCUGGCACAUGGGCAGGAGACUCAGAGGAGCCCAAUGACUAAGGGUCAUGCCUGGAGUUUGGCUUUUGCUUCUUUUGGCAAAGUGGUUCUCCUGCCAGGGAGUCUCAGUGGGAGAUGAUGGGGUUAAUAACCUAACUAUGGCUGUACUGCUCCCCAAAACCAACCGAGCGUACCCCUGGGCAUGGCCGAGAGUGGGACCAGCUAUUCAGUUAGCCAUAGACCGGAUUAAUAACGACCCCAGCCUCCUCCCUGACCUCCAUGUACAGACCUUCUUGGGCAACAGUGAAGACAAGGAUGGCGUCUGCUCGGACUCAACGGCCCCCGUAGUAGCAGUGGACCUCCAGUUCACCCAUCACCCCGAAGUCUUCCUGGGACCCGGCUGUAUUUACACAGCAGCACCAGUUGCCGUUUCACUGCCCAUUGGAAGGUCCCCCUUAUCACUGUGGGGGCCUCCGCCUAUGGCUUCAAUGACAAAACCGACGUCUACCAGUACACCAAGAACUGGGCUCAUCCCCACCAAACUGGGCUUGUUUGUGGCUCACUUACACCAGCAGUACAACUGGACCAGUCGGGCUAUGAUUGUCUAUAGGGACAGUAGUGUGGACGACCGCCCUUGUUUCUUCACCAUGGAGGGUCUCUAUAUGGAAAAGCAGAAGGGAAGGAUUAUCUACAUGUGCUGUUACCCUGACAUGUUCCGCCAGUUAAUGAUCCAGGCCUGGCGUGAGGGGCUCUGCUCUGGAGACUUUGCCUUCUUCUAUGUGGAUAUGUGGGGUGCCAGCCUGCAGAGCUCCAUCUUCCCCGACCCCAAGCGUCCCUGGUACAGAGGAGACGCAGAUGAUGCCAAAGCCCGGGAAGCAUUUAAGGCAGUGAUGAUCAUUACGUAUAAAGAGCCGGACAAUCCUGAGUACAAGGAAUUCCUGACAAAUCUCAGUCGUUUCAGCGGGGAGCCCUUCCACUACAAGGAGGAGAGCACAUUGAUGAAUGUCCUUGCAGCGUCGUUCCAUGACUCAGUACUACUAUAUGCUCACGCCGUCAAUGAGACCCGAACUAACGGCUACACCAUGAACAACGCCUCCGCCAUCACCAGUCACAUGCGAAAUAAAUCCUUCUACGGGGCUUCUGGGUUUGUGAAGAUCGAUGACAGUGGUGACCGGGAGAAUGACUUUUCCCUGUGGGACAUGUAUGAAGCCCACGGAACAUUCCAGAUUGUGUCUCAUUACAAUGGGACGCUGAGGAAGAUCAUGGCGGUGCCGGGGAGGGAGAUCCAGUGGCCAGGAAAGCGGAUCCCGAGGGAUGUCCCCCCCUGCGGAUUUGAUCAGAGUAACCCCGAGUGCAAGAAAUCCACUUUCACUAUCCUGGAGAUCAUGUCUAUAGUCAUCUGCCUCAUCCUCCUGAUCAUCACUAUAUCCUCCAUCUUUAUAUACAGGAAACUCCGGCUGGAGAAGGAACUGGCGGCAGAGUUGUGGCGAAUCCGCUGGGAGGACAUUCAGAGCAGCAACUUGGAGAAGAACUUGCGCAGGAGAGGCUCGAACUAUGGCUCCCUGCUCACCACAGAAGGUCAAUUCCAAAUCUAUGCCAAGACUGCAUAUUACAAGGGCAACAUCAUCGCCGUUAAACACAUAAACCGCAAGCGGAUAGAGUUGACUCGCAAGGUCCUGUUUGAGCUGAAACACAUGAGAGAUGUGCAGAAUGAACACCUCACGCGCUUCGUUGGCUCCUGCAUUGACCCCCCAAACAUCUGCAUCCUGACAGAGUAUUGCCCCAGGGGCAGCUUGCAGGACAUUCUGGAGAAUGAGAGCAUCACGCUGGAUUGGAUGUUCAGAUACUCACUAAUUAAUGACAUCAUAAAGGGGGUGCUCUUUCUGCACAACAGCGUCAUUGUGUCGCACGGGAACCUCAAAUCGUCCAACUGUGUCGUGGACAGUCGCUUUGUUCUGAAGAUCACAGAUUACGGACUUGCCAGUUUCCGCUGCCCCCCUGAUUCCGAGGACAUCCAUGCCUAUUUUGCUAGUAAACUGUGGACCUCCCCCGAGCUGCUAAGAAUGGAAACCCCGCCCCCGCAGGGCACCCAGAAAGGAGACGUGUACAGUUUUGGGAUCAUCCUACAGGAGGUUGCCUUGCGCAAUGGAGUUUUCUACAUGGACAAUGCUGAGUACAGUCCCAAAGAGAUCAUAGAGCGAGUGAGGAGCAGAGAGAAGCCAAUAUUCCGACCCUCCACCAACCUGUACUGCCAUAUCCAGGAGCUGGGGCAGCUGAUGCAGAGAUGUUGGGCAGAGGAUCAGUUCGAGAGGCCGGACUUCAACCAGAUCAAAGUGCAACUGCGCAAGUUCAACAGAGAGAGCAGCACUAACAUCUUGGAUAACCUGCUGUCCCGCAUGGAGCAGUAUGCCAAUAACCUGGAGGAGCUGGUGGAGGACCGCACACAGGCCUACCUGGAGGAGAAGCGUAAGGCAGAGGCACUGCUCUACCAGAUCCUGCCCCACUCGGUGGCUGAGCAGCUGAAGAGUGGGGAGACUGUACAGGCCGAAGCCUUCGACAGUGUCACCAUUUACUUCAGCGACAUUGUGGGGUUCACGGCGCUAUCAGCAGAGAGCACCCCAAUGCAGGUGGUGACGCUGCUGAAUGACCUGUACACCUGCUUUGAUGCCAUUAUAGACAAUUUCGACGUGUACAAGGUGGAGACCAUUGGUGACGCUUACAUGGUAGUGUCCGGCCUCCCUGUGCGGAAUGGAAAACUCCACGCCCGAGAAAUCGCCCGCAUGUCCCUUGCUCUGCUGGACGCUGUUAGAAGUUUCAAAAUCCGGCACCGGCCCAACCAGCAACUGAGACUUCGGAUUGGGAUCCACACAGGUCCUGUCUGCGCUGGGGUCGUCGGACUGAAGAUGCCUCGGUAUUGUUUAUUUGGAGACACAGUUAACACAGCGUCACGGAUGGAAUCCAAUGGGGAAGCCCUUAAGAUUCAUGUCUCUAUGGCCACCCAGAGUGUCCUGGAGGAGUUGAACUGCUUCAUUCUGGAGCUGAGGGGCGACGUGGAGAUGAAGGGUAAAGGCAAGGUGAGGACGUAUUGGCUCCAGGGGGAGUGCGCCGGCAUCACAAAUGGGUGAAAAGGACCGGCUCUUCCAAACCUUUCCAUAGAGACCUGUGACAAUGGGGGUCCCCAAUCCCCUCAACUUACUUUUUCUAUGGGUUGUGGCCACUCAAUUCCUCUUCAUCCCCAAUGGAGAACAGUAUUGGAGUAUUGGUGGGGAAAUCUCUGGACCCAACCUGAUGCCAAAUAGGCCCAAGCCACGCAACAUACAAAAGCCAAGUAUCGACCUACUGGGGGUGUUUUCCACUAUGAGGCGCCACCGGCUCCCACAAUCCUACUGAGCUCCGUGGGGCUACCUGGACUGAUUGAGAGACCCAUUGCCGUGCCGCCUGUACGACGGGCAAGAGAACAGGGCACCGUAAGGAGGGGAUUCCUGUGUAGAACCCCAAAAUGUGAAACUGCCAUAAAGAUUUCUUUACUGGGUAUGGCUCCUGGUGGGGGUUCCCUGGCAGGUAAAAUUCUGCUUUCAGAGCAGGCUGGCAAGGGCUUCUGGGUAAUGUAGUGCACCUUAAUAGCUGCCAUUAUUUCUUCCUUUGGUGCCAGUUUCCAGGAGAUGCCCCUGGUUUAUUCUCCACGGCCGCCUGUUAAAUAAAACUGUCAGAGCAGAGUUGCCCUAGAUUCUCCCUCUGCUGAAAACACACGUCUCGCUGGCGUCUCACUAAUCGCCCCCCUCGCUGCUCGUUGCCCCUCUCUCUGCCCGUGCGUCUCCCAGUCAUUCAGUGAAUUGGAGGCUCAGUAAUUGGCCAAUUUGCUCUUGCGGAACAUGUUCUGCUGCUGCUGCUACUGGGAAUAAAGAGCAUUUAUAUGACAGAAAGAGCCCCCUCUUCCCUCCCCUCCUUCCUACGGCUUUGCCCUUUACUGCUCCAGUCCGUACGUUGUUGUUGUUGUUGGACUACAAAUCUCACCGUACCUGGAGCAGGGCUGCUUUGCUCAAUAUUGUUACCAGUAGCAAUACCAAGGGGCCAAGUGUUCUUAUAAUAAAGAUAAAUGAUGUGGCAUCACA